AUGGCCGGCCGGGCCGGGAGGGGGCCGGGGCGGGGAAAGGGGGCUGUCCCGGGCUGCCGGGCGGCGGGGCCCCCGGUCGGCGGCCCGCCCCCCCCCCCCCAGGAAGGUGGGGGGGUGUGGGGCUGGGGGCGCCUGCAGGGGAGGGGCCCGGGCGGGCGGGCGGCUGGCGCGGCGGCGCUCGGGGCUCCCGCGGGGCUCCGGCGUCCUCCUAGCUCGUCGGGUGCAUGCUCGCGGCGCCGGGCGGCUCGGCGGGCGGGACGCGGGAGCGGCGGGGACGGGGCCGGGGCGAGCGGGGCCGCGCGGGCGGGCGUGUCUCGGCCCCGCCGCCCGCUCGUGUGUACAGUACGUGUGUCUGGGCGGCCGUCCGCGGGCGAGUGUGCGGCGGGGGCCGCGGGGGCCGGCUCAGUUGAGAGAUUGCAGAAGCCGCUCGGCGCCCGCGCGAUUGGUCCCCGCGGGGUCAUGUGCCCGCCCUCUGACGUCAAUGGCGGCAACGGCGGCGGCCGCCGCGGCUUCAGCCUCUCGCAGGCGGAGUCGGCCGCCGGGCGGGGACGCUGGGGGCCGAGGCGCGGCCCGACGGGAGGGGGCGGCCCUUCGGGGGAGCGUGCUGCGGCGGGCGCGCCCCUCCAGGCCUCGGCCCGCGCCCCUCAGGGAUGUGAGGAGUGGGCGGGGGACUCGGGGGCUGGGCGCGUGACGUCACGCCAGCCGCGCCCCCCGGGUGGCCAGGCCUGCGCGGAGCCGCGGGACCUGACGUCUGGGGGGCCCGUCGCGGGUCCCGCACCCCACCCUCCCCACCCCGGCACCCAGAUCAGAAACGUCAUCGCCCGAGACGUCAUCGCCGACGGCCAGGCCCAGCACAAGGCUGAGAGAGAACUACACUGGAAGCCCCUUUCCGGAAUGAACUACAGUAUCACUCCAGAACGCCAGCUUUGAAACAAACAUGUUCCCUUUCUGCCAUCACGAAUGGCACCUGAAGCCACCGGGAAACGCUCAGCUCCUCAGCCAGGCAUCCUCACAUCCAUGCACUUCUGCAAGUAAUUCUAUUAAAAACCCCAGAGUGUUGCCUUUUUGUCAAGUGAAGGUGCCUCUGUGGUGGACACAUGAGUGUGUGCAUGAGUGUUGAACUGCACUGUAAAUGGGGCACUUUGUCCCCCUCAUCCCUGCAGGGGGAUUAUCCCCUCCCCACUGCCUCUCAUGAACAGACAGGUUGGAGGGUCUCCGGAAAAAUCUCUCACCUGAGCUGGGGCAGGGGGUGGAAGGCAGGGCCCAGCGUGUGUCCAUCACCAAACAAGACUCACAUCCAACCUGCCGAGGAAAUGGGCAGAGCUGUUCUCGCCUCCUGGUCCCUGGAGGAGGCACAGUCAGGUCGGAAAAUGGGGAAUUCAGUCAGCUCCCCACAGUUUGCUGGCAAAUCCUGUUCUUCAAGUUCUGAACUUCAACAGCCUUAAGAAAACCAUCAAGCAAGAAAGGGUCAAGCCUGAGCCCCCAUGUGGUGAUAUAGAUGUGGAUGUGGGGAGGGUUGUGGCCAAGACCCCCAGGCGUUAAGGGGUGGGGUUAGGCCAGUUGUUCAAACCUUUAUUGAGCAGUUGCAAGAGGAAUUUCAGUGUCGGGCACCAGGCAGCUCUUCCUUCUCAUAGCAACCCUAUGACAGAGAUGCCUUCACCAUACCCCCUUGCAGAUGAGGGUUCAGGGGAAGCUGCCAGGUCCUUUAGCUAGUCAGGACUGGGCCUGGUAUGGAGCAUUAGUGUCUAGGACAACGUAAAUAUAAUGACUACGCUGUACUUGGGGCUACAGAACCAGAGAGGGGAUGCUUAGCCCAGUGGGGCCAUGGCGCUGGGGGGACAUGUCCUGACUCUAAAGAGAUCUUUAGGAACCAGGUAAAGAAGGGGAAAGGUACUCCUGGAAGAGGGAAUAGCACAUACUAACACAGAGGUGAGAAGCCCCUCAGCCUGUCGGGGAAACUGCACACAAUUGCCAAGGCAUGCACGUUGCCCCAGGCAUGCAGGGCAGAGGCCAAAGAGCUGAGCAGGCACUGCCCUAAAGUGCAGGCCCAGGGACCAGACCUUCUACUGUGAACAGUGGGAAGCCAACACAUGGGCCAUGCCACGGAGUGGCUUGUAGACGUCACCUUUAUAAGGUCAUUGGCCACAGCAUGACACAGAGGAGGUUUGUAGAGAAGCAGCCUUCAGGCCGCCUGACAAGGCUGUUGAGGGUACCUAGCAGGGACGAGACCGAGUUCAGCAUGAAGUCAUGAUGCGGGGCAGCUCAGUGGCAGGCAGAGCAGCCUUCAGGGACAUCCCUGGACCCUGAGGGGCCAAAAUUCCAGCAGAACAAGAUUGACCAGGAGGCAAAGGAUCUCUGAGUUCUUGGGACCACCUAGACUUUCCGAUUGUUGCUUGAUAAGGCCAUUGAUUUGUAAAUAAUAAACAGGAUUAUCAUGAUCAAAAUGACCAGCACCCAAGCCUCAGGUACUAUGCUAGGGAUUUUAUAUAUAUUUUUUCCCCUUUCUUCCUCCCAACCAGACCAGAAAUCUAUCAUUAUUAUCAUUCCCAUCUUAAAAGUGAGGAAGUUGAGGCUCAGAGAGGCAGACAGCUGUGAGAAUGCAGCCAAGAUUUGAACCCGAAAUUCUGUUUGACGUGAAAUUGUAAUAUUCUCCUGAGCCAGCACUCAGGAAGAAACUGUUGAAUUCAAUCGGUGUCAUCUUUAAAUAAUGGUAUUUCUUGAUUUUAGUUUGAAAUCAAUGGUAUGGAGUCCCCAGGACGCUGCAAGAAGAAAAGUUCCUUGAGGGCAGAACCCAGAAUUCCUGGCUGACUGCAGAGCUGGCUCAGUGCCUGCAUGGGGCUCAAAAAAUGCAAUGAUCAAUGGUCAGACUCACUUACUCCCUGGUGCUUAGGAACAUGCAAGCAGUAGGACUGGGCCAGUAGGUGAGCCGUGAGAUGGACGGCAUUGGUACUCAGUCCUCAGCAUGCAGAGCCCCUUGCCUCCCACUCUCCUGGGUUCCUGACCUAAAAGCGAAUGAAUGCAGCGGCCAGAUUCCAUCAGCCCCUAACCUCUGCAGGAGACAGCAGUCCAUGGAGUUUCGGUGGCUGGAUCAUGCACCCCAGUCAUCCUUGAUGCACAGGAAUCCAGACUCCCCAGAGAACAGUCUAAUGGCCCCUUAGAGCUCGCUCUUCUGGCCCUAAACUUGAGAGUUUAUGGAGCAGCAGGAAAGGCAUGGAAGUUCACAAACCCUUCACUUACCUUGGGCUCCCAGAGGCCAGUUCACUCACCAAAAGUCACCAGACAAACCUAUCAUUUUCUUCAUUCUUUGCUGGCAGCCCCUCCUUGUUCGAGCCAGAGCCAAAGGACAACGUUUCCCUCUCACCUGCUCACUGGAUGUACCUCUUCCACUUCAGUUUGCGACCCACUAGGGGCUCACCCCUGCGCCACAUCGGUGGAGAAACUGCUGCGCAUGAAGCACAGCCCUAGGAGCUAGGCUUGUGAAGACCAGGCAGCAAACCGCCCCCAUGAGGUCACAUCUCAACUCCCAGGUCCCUGAAGUCUCCCUUUGAGCUGAAAUGGGAAAGACCUGUUGCCCUGGCUGCCCACAAAGGAAUUUGAUGAAGUGGUAAAUUCCCCAGGGGGAGGAGAGCGACAGAGCUGAUGGCCAGCCCAAGACAGCUCUUCUCCACACCCCUGCCCAGCAGCCCUGCCCCUUCCAGCGGACGCACCCUAGGAGGGCAUCCUCCUCCUCCAAGCAGUCUCCCGUGGAAAGCCUCACCAGCCUUGGCACAGCUCCUCCGUGCCCCACCCCACCACACUGUGCCCUGCAGAGGCCAGGGUUCAUUCCAGUUUUGCCCACCAUCGUGUCGGGUGGUAUGCUGGUAAAUGUUUAGCAAUCCAGCUUGCUGAGAAAAGAAAAGCCCUGAUUUAUAGGGUUUGACAAUUGCCCUGGUGUAAAUAUCCCCACCACAGCCCUUUGCUACCAACACCCAUCACCGAACAUGGAGCUGGGAAGAGAUGUGCCCCUUUAUAGA
Molecule: messenger RNA, 4013 nt
Organism: Manis pentadactyla (Chinese pangolin)
Lineage: Eukaryota; Metazoa; Chordata; Mammalia; Pholidota; Manidae
Product: spidroin-1-like
Exons: 2
Coding region: 1-930 (309 amino acids)
Source: RefSeq, a predicted model, not a curated record